This is a messenger RNA of Pistacia vera, 501 nucleotides long. RefSeq names its product probable carboxylesterase 9. The transcript is spliced from 2 exons. NCBI's taxonomy places the organism in Eukaryota, Viridiplantae, Streptophyta, Magnoliopsida, Sapindales, Anacardiaceae. Gene Ontology annotation, molecular function: hydrolase activity. Bases 1 to 501 code for a protein of 166 amino acids. The record is from RefSeq and is a predicted model, not a curated record.
AUGGAGGCUCCCGCUUGUUAUGAGGACGCCGUUGACGCCAUCUAUGGGUUAAGCAACAAGCCGUUGAUCCAGGGCGAGAAAUGGAUUAAAAAUUUUGGAGAUCUUUCACGGUGUUAUCUUGGUGGUCGUGGUAAUGGCGCUAACAUUGUGUUUCAUGCAGCUUUACGAGCAAUGGAUUAUAAUUUAGGGCCUAUGGAAAUUCGUGGACUGCUUUUUAAUCAGCCUUUGUUGGUGGCGUCCAAAGAACUAAAAGUGAGAUUAAAGGCGCGGAUCCGUCUUGCCAUUGCAGGUACUAGAUGUGUUGUGGGACCUAUCACUGCCAAAAGGGGCGAUCGUGACCAUCGAUUUUCUAAUCCAAUUUUAGAUGGCCCACACAAAAUCAAGAUCAGUCAUUACCGCGAUCUUGGUGAUUGGGUUUUGUGGGGACCCAACCAUCGAUCGUCAGCAACAAUUUGUGCAAUUGCUGGAACUAAAUGGAGUCCACGUGGAGACACAAUUUAA